AACGCCUCCCCGUCACUUCCCCAAAGAGGCUACGUGAUGCCUCACUGCGUUUAUGCGUAGUCGUGACGCCACAAUCUCGCGUGAUGAGACUUGUGACGUCGAGAUUUCCUGUGAGACAGAAUCCAAGGAGCUCGCUGUUAGUGGCGUUGCCGGACGUUUUUUCCGUUGGAAGCUCCAAAAUCUAAAAUGUCCUCCUUGGUAUGUGACUGCCCCCAUUUAGAGUCAGUGGGAGAAGUAACUAAAGAAGAGCUCAUUAAGAAAUCUCACGGCAGCUGCCAGGACUGCAGAGUCAGAGGACCAAAUCUUUGGGCUUGUCUAGAGAAUGGCUGUUCCUAUGUUGGUUGUGGAGAAUCCCAUGUGGACCACAGUACUUUGCAUUCUCAGGACACCAAACACUGUCUCACUGUGAAUCUCACCACUUUGCGUGUUUGGUGCUACACAUGCAAUAAAGAAGUCUUUCUGGAUCGGAAGCUAUCUGCUCAGCCUGCUAUAGCAAAGCCUCAGGAUAGUUAUACCCAGGAAUCUAAAAUGUCUUCAAACCUUACCUUAAAAAUUCCUGCGGCAGUUGUAUCUGAGAAUCUGUAUAUUGAGCUGGAAGAGGAGGAUGAACUGAAAACAAGAGGUCUAACUGGAUUAAAAAACAUUGGAAACACUUGUUAUAUGAAUGCAGCUUUACAGGCAUUGUCCAACUGCCCUCCUCUAAUGCAUUUUUUCCUUGACUGUGGAGGACUGGCUCGCACAGAUAAAAAACCUGCACUAUGUAAAAGUUACCAGAAACUGAUGUCAGAAUUAUGGCAUAAAAACAGACCAGGCUUUGUUAUUCCAACUAAUUUGUUCCAGGGAAUUAAGUCUGUAAAUCCUACAUUUCGGGGAUACUCACAGCAGGAUGCUCAAGAAUUCCUGCGCUGUUUGAUGGAUGUUUUACAUGAAGAGCUUAAGGAACAGAUUGUAGAGGUAGAAGAGGAUGUACAGACUGGUGUCAUAGAAGAGACUUUGGAUGAGGACAAAAGCCAGUCCGAGAAUGAUUUCCAGUCUUGUGAUUCAGGUUCCAGCAGCGAUCAUGCAGAAAGUGAAAGUCGUAAGCUAUCGGAGGAACUUACAGAGUCAACUAUGCUAAUUCAAGAGGAGAAUAAAGAAGUGGAAACUUCCAAAACCUGGCGGAAGGGCAAAAUAUUUUCUAAUAACCUUAACCAAAACCACUUCUUGCAGGAUUUUGAGAAAAACAUUCAGAACACAAUAGAAGAAAGUGAAUGUCUCAACCAAGAAACUGUCAAAGUGCAGAUCCAAAGCAAAGUUGCAGACUUUACUGCUGAAGUCAACAUGAACGACCUGUCUACAUCACAAACUCCCUUGCUAAAUGAAGGAGCAACUACACACUUUUCAAGUAGUCCCCCAAAACCUGGAGCCAUUUGGGCGGGUCACAAAAAAGUUUCAGGCCUGUGCCUGACCAAAAAGAGAAAACAGAAGAAAUAUCGCAGUGUAAUAUCAGACAUUUUUGAUGGCACAAUAGUGAGCUCUGUUCAGUGCCUAACAUGUGACAGAGUAUCUGUAACUUUGGAAACUUUCCAGGACCUGUCCCUGCCAAUCCCAGGUAAAGAAGACCUUGCUAAGCUACACUCUUCAAGCCACCAGAGCUCCCUGGUAAAAGCAGGGUCAUGUGGAGAAGCAUAUGCCCCCCAAGGAUGGAUUGCCUUUUUUCUGGAAUAUUUCAAAAGUUGGUUUUGGGGACCUACGGUCACCCUGCAAGAUUGCCUUGCUGCAUUUUUUGCCAGGGAUGAGCUUAAAGGUGAUAACAUGUACAGCUGUGAAAAAUGCAAAAAGUUAAGAAAUGGGGUCAAGUUCUGCAAAGUGCAGCGAUUUCCAGAGAUCUUAUGUAUCCAUCUCAAGCGUUUUCGACAUGAACUAAUGUUCUCCACCAAAAUUGGCACACAUGUGUCCUUCCCUCUUGAGGGUUUGGAUCUUCAACCAUUCCUUGCUAAAGACAACCAAAGUCAAAUAGUUACCUAUGAUCUUUUGUCUGUAAUCUGCCACCAUGGAACUGCCAGCAGUGGCCAUUACAUAGCAUACUGCCGCAAUAAUCUCAAUAACCUAUGGUAUGAAUUUGAUGACCAGAGUGUCACUGAGGUGUCUGAAGCCACUGUGCAGAAUGCAGAAGCAUAUGUACUCUUCUACAGGAAAGCUAGUGAGGAAGCUCAGAAAGAAAGGAGACGAGUAUCUUGUUUAUUAAACAUGGAACCAAGCCUCCUACAGUUCUAUAUUUCACGACAAUGGCUCAAUAAAUUUAAGACAUUUGCAGAGCCAGGCCCCAUAUCAAACAAUGAUUUUCUUUGCAUUCAUGGUGGCGUUCCUCCACGUAAGGCAAGCUUUAUAGAAGAUCUUGUCGUCAUGCUUCCUCAGAACAUAUGGGAUCAUUUAUAUGGCAGAUAUGGUGGUGGGCCAGCUGUCAAUCACCUCUAUGUUUGCUACACCUGCCAAACAGAAAUGGAGAAAAUGGAAAAGAGACGGAAAAUGGAGCUUGAAACUUUCAUUCGGCUAAACAAGGCCUUUCAGGAAGAGGAAUCACCAGCUGUUAUUUAUUGCAUCAGCAUGCAGUGGUUCAGAGAGUGGGAAGGAUUUGUCAAGAGCAAAGAUAGCGAUCCCCCUGGCCCUAUCGACAACACAAAAAUAGGUGCUGCCAAAUGUGGACAUAUAACUCUCAGGCAAGGAGCAGAUUCUGGGCAGAUAUCAGAAGAAACUUGGCAUUUCCUGCAGUCCAUCUAUGGUGGGGGGCCUGAGAUCACUUUGAGACAAAAUGUUACGUUUGCAGAAUCAGAAGGGGGACACUCAGAAGAGAAGAUUGAUGUGGAGACUCGCAAUGUAUAGAUGUUAAAUCCUAUGGUUGGGUUUGUGUAACCAUUUGGGCUCCAGAUACAUUUCCAUCCAGCCAUUGCUGUGCAAUGCAUUGCUGCCAUCUGGUACUCGAAUGGUUAUUUUGUUUCUUCAUUGCAAAGCAUUCCUUGAGAUACAUAAUUUUGCUGUGAUUUUAAAUGUCUGUCUUUUUUUCCAAUUUUAAACUAGCAGGGAAUAAGCUGAGAGUUUUAUUUCAGAUCACCUGUAUAAACCUAUGGAUUUAUUUACUUUUUAAUCACGCUGUAAACCUUUAAUGUAAAUAAUAUGUGGUAGUUAACCUGUGAAUGGCUGUUGGGUGCCACGUAAAGUGGUCGACUCUGCACUUAAUAGAUUUUGUCGUUUGUAAGAUCCGCCCAGACUACUGGAUACGAAACCGAAAUCUUAACUUAUUAUGUGAUUGUAUGUAGAAAACUGAUUUUAUCAUGUUUAGCAUCCCUGAUCUGUAACCCGCUGCACUUAUCUUUUAUUCUUCCCGCUGCAGGGAUGAAGAUCCUUAUUUUAUUUUUAUGGCAAACUUAUCAAGAGUUUUUCUUUAAAAGCUACAGUGACAACCAUGUUGUGCAAGUCACGGAAAAAUUAGUGUAAAAUACUUUUUAAAAAGUUGGUGUGGGAUCACAGCAGGCACUUACGGAUUUUGCUUUUAAAUAAUAUUUUUGUAUAAAUUAAACAAUUGGAAGCCUUUUACAAUUCAGCUGUUGCAGAACUAAAACUCCUAUCUGAGCUGUUAGGUAAAUGUUAGGUAUUCUGCAACAUCAUGAAUGCUAAAGGGUGCAAAUAAUUCCUGCUAAUUUACUUUUAAAUUGACUCAGGUACAGUCUGGUUUUUGUUGUGGAAUUCCUAAGGCCUGUUGCAUCUUUUAUUAAAAGUAUAAAAUGA
Xenopus laevis (African clawed frog) is the source of this 3765-nucleotide messenger RNA. It is a transcript of the gene usp33.L, whose product is annotated as ubiquitin specific peptidase 33 L homeolog. The record is from RefSeq and is a predicted model, not a curated record. The transcript has 24 exons. Gene Ontology annotation, molecular function: cysteine-type deubiquitinase activity; zinc ion binding. Lineage: Eukaryota; Metazoa; Chordata; Amphibia; Anura; Pipidae. Gene Ontology annotation, cellular component: centrosome; perinuclear region of cytoplasm. The coding region runs from base 187 to 2862 and encodes 891 amino acids. Gene Ontology annotation, biological process: ubiquitin-dependent protein catabolic process; protein deubiquitination.